Suillus plorans is the source of this 1750-nucleotide messenger RNA. RefSeq lists its product as uncharacterized. The transcript is spliced from 2 exons. The record is from RefSeq and is a predicted model, not a curated record. Lineage: Eukaryota; Fungi; Basidiomycota; Agaricomycetes; Boletales; Suillaceae. The coding region runs from base 155 to 1681 and encodes 508 amino acids. Gene Ontology annotation, biological process: regulation of DNA-templated transcription. Gene Ontology annotation, molecular function: zinc ion binding; sequence-specific DNA binding.
GAAAGAGUAACCAAAAUCUGGGAGAGGAGCUUUUUGCUCUAGUCCAAAUUUGAACACUGCAUGGACCUUCUUCUUAUAAUUUACCCGUACAGUGUCCUUUACCGAUUCUUGUCUUCAACAAUUCUAAACUUUUUUUUUCUUUCAAUCCUCUGUCAUGGAUUUUGCAGCCUACGCAUCUCCAUACCCCGACUCAUCCCCCGCCUACUCCGAGUCUUCUUCGACUCCUCGUACUCCAUCUCCUCAAUCCGUUGACCUCAUCCCCACUCAUAACUUUAAACAUCCGAUCCCCACUGUUCCAACAAUAUUUCAGGAAGACUCAUAUCUUCCAUCCGACGUAGGAUCAAUGAUCCAAAACGAUUCUUGGGUUUCCCAAGCCAACUACAACAAUUAUCCAGCGCCACAAAGCUCCCUCCUUCGCGAGUUGUACGAGCCGGAACCCUACCAGAGUGAAGCGUACAUCGACGAUCACGCCCACUACAAUGAAUGGCAGCACCAACAACAACAGCAGCAACAACAUCAUCAACAGCACCAGCAAAUGCACUUGCGCCAGCCCGACCACCAUACACUUCGUCGCGCCACUUUCCCUUAUGUCAGACAUGACUUCCCCCAGCACCAUAUACCUCACCACCCCCAAUUUUAUGACCAAUACCCGUCCAUGUACAAUGACUCGCUUUCAAUGUCCCCAGAUCCAUCUGAGUCCCGUCACCCCCACGAUCCUCAGUCCAUUAAGCUAGAGGACACCCCCCUCAUUGUUCCUUCCCAAUUGGGUUUCGCAGCUCAUACUCUUCACGGUCAUCACCACCCUGGUUUCCUCCCCUCCGGAGCCGGUGCUUCAGUGCCAAUUCAACACACAGAUGAUGCUGCUAGCAAAGAGACUCAGUACCUCAGAAGGCGUUGUUUUAAUUGCCAUACAACAGAGCCGCCUUCAUGGCGCCGCUCCACUCUCAAUCCUGGAAAGAUCGUCUGUAAUAAAUGUGGUCUUUAUGAGCGUACCCAUUUGCGUCCACGUCCCCUUCGCUUCGAUGAGCUAAGGGCAGGUGGAAAGACGCGUAAACCUGGCGAAAAGAAGGUACAAAAACCUGCUCCUCUAGCUGGUUCACCCCAGAUCAAGAAGGAGCCGCGAGAGUUCGGUAUGGCAAGGCGUAGCUCCGUUUCGAGCACCGCAUCGAGUGGUGGCGCAGUCAGCGACUGGGAUGAUAAUGUGUCGGUGUAUUCGUCACAGCCUCCUACCCCUGGCUCUAUCUCCGGCCCUCCUUCUAGCUAUUCAUCGCCUUCCAUUGCCACGUUUCCCAUUCCUCGUAGUUCGCAGAGCCCGCCUAUCGAUGCCGGCCCUCAGGGUCCAAUUCGUCUCCCUAACGCCCCGUUGACAGACAUCGCGUCUCUUCAACAACAGGCGCCUAGGAAGUCGGCAACUGCCCCGGGUUAUUUCCCCCAACCUCCAAUCUCGUACCAGGGACAGGAGAUGUUGCGUCGAGGCUCAAUGCCUAGGCUCUGCGAGCAGCCACGCCAAGUGCAGUUUGCUUCGCCGCAGAUUCCAACGCAAUCACUAGCUCCCCUGCAGGGCCCUACUUCGGAAGCGCCCGCUGAAAAGUCGCCGCAGAUCGCGCAGAUGCAGAUUUCGUCACCUCAAAUGAUCACUUCAUCGCCUGUACCCGCAACAGCCGAGCCACCGUCAUCCUGAGAGGACGGCACGAGACACGUGUUUUUCAUGCCUUACCCUGAUUAUCACGCUCGUUUGGAUCUUGGUAUU